This is a messenger RNA of Selaginella moellendorffii, 456 nucleotides long. RefSeq names its product glycine-rich protein 23-like. Lineage: Eukaryota; Viridiplantae; Streptophyta; Lycopodiopsida; Selaginellales; Selaginellaceae. Bases 1 to 456 code for a protein of 151 amino acids. The record is from RefSeq and is a predicted model, not a curated record. The transcript has a single exon.
AUGAAGCCGACGGCUAUGCCCGCCUUUUGGGCCGGAGUUGCAGGGGCUGGAUCCACUGGAGUGAUUGGAACACUCGGGGGUGGUGGACGAGGCUUUGGAAAUGGUGGCGGUGGCGGUGGCGGUGGUCUCUUUGGGGGUGGAGGAGCGAACUUAGGCGGUGGUGGUGGCGUUGGUGUCCUUGGAGGUGGAGGGGCGAUCUUAGGGGGUGGUGGUGGUAACCUUGGAGGUGGAGGACAGAUCUUAGGAGCUGGAGGAGGCGUUGGAGGUGGUGGAGGAUUGAGCUUGGGAGGUGGCGGACGAGUAGGCGGUGGUGGUGGCGGUGGAGGCGGUGGCGGAGGGGGAGAUCUCCGUGGUGGUGGCGGCGGUGGUCUUCUAAAUCCUGGAUACGAAGGUGGCGAUAAGUUUGCUCUUGGAGAGGGUGGGACGAACUUUGGAUAUGGUUUUGGAGGACUGUAG